Bufo bufo (common toad) is the source of this 2318-nucleotide messenger RNA. RefSeq names its product E3 ubiquitin/ISG15 ligase TRIM25-like. Gene Ontology annotation, molecular function: protein binding. The record is from RefSeq and is a predicted model, not a curated record. The transcript has 10 exons. Lineage: Eukaryota; Metazoa; Chordata; Amphibia; Anura; Bufonidae. The coding region runs from base 159 to 2054 and encodes 631 amino acids.
CAUACAUAGACGCACUCUGACACGGGGUGCACAUACAUAGACGCACUCUGACACGGGGUGCACAUACAUAGACGCACUCUGACACGGGGUGCACAUACAUAGACGCACUGUGACACGGGGUGCACAUAUAUAGACGCACUCUGACACGGAUUUCCACCAUGGCUCAGUCUCUGGGUGACAUGGAGGAGGAGCUGAGCUGCUCCAUCUGCCUGAGCCUCUUCAGCACUCCGGUCACUCUGCCCUGCGGACACAACUUCUGCUCCGAGUGCCUGGACUGCAGCUGGGAGGACGUCUACUCCUACAGCUGCCCCCAGUGCAGACACCCCUUCCCCAGUAAGCCGGAGCUCAGGAAGAACACCGUGCUCAGUAACCUGGUCAGGCAGCUGAAUGCCGCCCGGCUAGAGGACCCCGAUCCCCCGGAGGAGAAGGAUGAAGAGGACGAAACCCCAGACAAGGAGGCUGUGCUGUGUGACAGCUGCAGGAAGGUGGCCGCCUCCAAGACCUGUCUCACCUGCCUGGCCUCCUUCUGCCAGGAGCACCUGCAGCCUCACCUUCACAGCCCGGCGUUUCUAGACCACCUGCUCAGCCAGCCCCUGCGGGACCUGCAGCAAAGGAAGUGUGCGGAGCACAGCAAGCUGUUGGACCACUACUGCUGGGAGCAUGGGAGCUGCCUGUGCUGCUACUGCGCCCUGACCCACAAGACCUGCAAGACCUACACCCUGCAGGAGGCCAAGCGCCAGAAGGAGCUUCAUUACACUAAUAUGUUGAGAUCUGUGAACCAGAAGAUUGAGAAGGCGACAAGCACAGCGCAGGAGGUGCAGAGAGAGCAGAGACGGGUGCUGGAAACCAGCAAAAAGAAAAAGGAGCUUCUAGAGGCUGAGUAUGAGGAAAUCAAGAGUCUGAUCGAUGAGGAGCGGCACAGGGCGAUGGCAAAAAUAGUGGCAGAGGAGCAAAAAGUCAACAAGAAGUUCAUCCACACCCAGAGCGUCCUGACCAAGAAGCAGAAGGAGUAUGAAGGGAUGCACAGUAAAGUGCAGAGCCUCCUUCAGGAGCAGGACGACUUCCAAUUCCUGAAGAGAGCGAGUAAUCUGAUGGACACGACAUCGAAGGAUCCGUUCAAGCCGAAAACAGAGUUUGAUGACAGAUUACUGCAGAGCAUCUACAAUAACGCAGUGUCCCUCAAAGACCUUGUCAAAGCCAAGAUCUACCAGAUGGCAGAGACUCCAGAAUCUAAAUCGCAACCCCCAGAGAAGGCGCACGGUGCAGAGUCGCGGCUGGAAGGAGAGAAGGCCAGCAGAUGGAGGCCCCCCACCUCGCCAGCACCCGGGAAGCAGGAGGAGAAACCCAAGAGUAAAUUCAAGCCGAAUAAACAAGCGGCCGAUACCAGCAAGACAAAGCCUUACGGAGAGUGCCCCAAAGUACAGACAGGAGAAAUUCCAAAGGAAAUGGGAAAAGACAAAUUUACAAAAACGAAUGCAGACCCUCGAGAAGAACUGCUGAUGUACACGGAGAAGCUGUCUGCAGAUCCCACCACUGUUCAUAAGAAGAUCCUUCUCUCCAACCUGUUCACCAGGUUAUCUGUCAGUGAUAUCCCUCAGAACUACAAGGAGAAUCCGCAGAGGUUUGUCAGCUGCUCCCAGCUCCUCUGCUCGCAGGGCUUCUCACAAGGCAUCCAUUACUGGGAGAUCAUAAAGGAAGGUGGGAAUUUUAGCGGGUUGGGUGUGGCCUAUCAGAGCAUCGCCCGUAAUAGGGCGGAGAGCCGCCUGGGCCGCAACAAGUUGUCCUGGUGCAUUGAGUGGUGUAACGGGAAGCUGCAAGCCUGGCAUGAUGACAAACAGACCGACCUCACCACCCCCAACACCAACAAGUAUGGGGUGCUGCUGAACUGCGACCAAGGGUUUAUCUCUUUCUAUUGUGUGGGGAAGAAGUUCAGUGAAAUUUAUAAAUUCCGUGCCAGGUUUACAGAACCGGUCUACCCGGCCUUCUGGAUGUUCUCCAGUCAGACUGUCUUGGUCCUUAAUGCGUUCCAGUCAGAGCCCAGUCAGAGCAAGUAACGCUUCCACUGUCCACCAGUGUGGAAGGGGAAGCUAGAGGGGGGUAUCUGUCUCUAGUCACAUCCCUGAGGUUGAGGAGGUCUCUUAUAAACCUAGUGAUAGGGGGGUAGAUACUUUCAUGUGAUCGGCAGCUUGCCUGGGGUAGUUUCUUCUAAAAAGUUAUUCAACUACUCCAUGAAUCUUGGAGAGAUAUUUAUGAAGGCUUUUAUUUCAAUUUUGUGAUGUAAAAACAUGCAAAUUACGGUGCAGAUCAUAUUUGCUGCA